Molecule: messenger RNA, 1542 nt
Organism: Zea mays
Lineage: Eukaryota; Viridiplantae; Streptophyta; Magnoliopsida; Poales; Poaceae
Product: exopolygalacturonase
Exons: 3
Coding region: 62-1312 (416 amino acids)
Biological process (GO): carbohydrate metabolic process
Molecular function (GO): polygalacturonase activity
Source: RefSeq, marked provisional
CCGGAACAUCCAUCGAUCUCCCCCCAGCGGCGAGGAGAGCCGGCGGCCACAGGAAGGAGAAAUGGCUUCCGCACACAACGCUCUCCGGGUGUUUUUCAUCCUAGCCGUGGUAUGUGCCGUAUGCACAGCGAAAAGGACAGGAGCCAACAAGGAAGAAUCGGCGGCAGCCCCCGGUGGCGCUGCUGGAGGCAGCGGCGGGACGUUCGACAUCUCCAAGCUCGGCGCGACCAGCGACGGCAAGACGGACUGCACAAAGGCAGUCCAGGACGCGUGGACGUCAGCGUGCGAAGCGACCGGAAGCGCCACGGUGGUGAUCCCCAAGGGCGACUACCUGGUCGGCCCUCUCAACUUCACUGGGCCAUGCAAGGGGAGCAACAUCGCCAUCCAGCUGGAUGGCAACCUGCUGGGAUCAAACGACCUGGACAAGUACACGGCGAGCUGGAUCGAAUUGUCUCACGUUAACAACAUCGGGAUCACCGGCUCGGGCACGCUGGACGGCCAGGGGACCGCCGUUUAUAGCAAGAGCAAGACCGACAACGUGAAGGCGAUGCCCAACACACUGGUGCUGUUUCACGUGAUCAACGCCACUGUCGCCGGAAUCAAACUACUCAACUCCAAGUUCUUCCACAUCAACAUCGACAACUCAGAGAGCAUCACCGUGAAGGACGUGAACAUCACCGCGCCCGCCGACGUUGAGAACACGGACGGCGUCCACGUCGGAGGCUCCUCCAAGAUCAGCAUCCUCAACUCGACCAUCGGCACCGGCGACGACUGCGUCUCGAUUGGGCCCGGGUGCAACGGCGUCUUGGUGGACAGCAUCACCUGCGGCCCCGGGCAGGGCAUCAGCGUCGGCUGCCUAGGCCGCUACAAGGACGAGAAGGACGUGAGCGACAUCACGGUGCGGAACUGCGUGCUCAAGAACACCACCAACGGCGUGCGCAUCAAGUCGUACGUGGACGCCGAGUCCGUGCUGACGGCCUCCCAUCUCACCUUCGAGAACAUCAGGAUGGAGGAGGUGGCCAACCCCAUCGUCAUCGACCAGUACUUCUGCCCGCAGAAGGUAUGCCCUGGCAAGCGGAGCAACUCCUCGCAUGUCUCCGUCAAGGACGUCACGUUCCGCAACAUCACCGGCACGUCGUCCACGCCCGAGGCCAUCAGCCUGCUCUGCUCGGAGACGCAGCCAUGCAGCGGCGUCUCCCUCAUCGAUGUCAACGUGGAGUACGCCGGCAAGAACAACAAAACCAUGGCCGUCUGCAGCAACGCCAAGGGCACCGCCAAGGGAAGCAUCGAGGCACUGGCUUGCCUGGUCUGAUGAUGACCUUCCUUUUGCAUGCAUGCAUGGUAUCUCAUCCUUGAUGAUGAUCUAGCUCACUAGUUCUUUUUAAUUUCCGCUUCAUUCGCUUUUCCAAAUUCGAUUGUGUUUCAGCCAAGUUGUUUAGCGGGACAUCUCUUGUCUGAUCUUCCUGCUAAAUAGAGUUGGACUCCUAUAUAUAGAGGCCUUCCGGCACAUAUAAUAUACGUCGGACCAAUAUUAUUGUGAUC